Moneuplotes crassus is the source of this 5020-nucleotide messenger RNA. Lineage: Eukaryota; Ciliophora; Spirotrichea; Euplotida; Euplotidae. The record is from the annotation of a GenBank genome assembly.
UUUCAUACACUCAGCUGAUCCUCUCGGAGUACAUAUAGAGAAUGUGGUCAUGGAUAGUUCAAGAGCUUAUAUGCUUGUUGAAGGAUUCUUUUGUAUCUGAAAUUACCCUGAAGCAAACACUACAAAUCUUAUUUAUAUGAAUAAUGUUACUCUCGAAAUGUCCUCUGAUAACUUUCCUUAUGGACGUAUUAUCGGGUCAGCGUUUCCAGGAAAUCACACAAUUUCAAAUAUAAACUGAACAUACUUUGCUUCUGGAAACAUGAGAGAGUUUGCUUGUUCGUCCUAUAUCCUGUUUCCGAACUGAAUCCCAGAAGAUGAUCUCCAGAUACUGUUUCAGUAUAGUAAUAUGUCGUUUGAUGGCAGAUUUGCCAGUGGAAGAGGUGAUUUCUCUUUCCCAGCUUACUCGCAAUCUGACCUUGUGCAUUACAGGAAGUAUGAGUACCGAUUUACCAAUUUCACUUUUACGAACUACGACCAUAAAUCACACUAUGGACUUCAGCUACAGCUUGGGCUUGGCUCCGAGAUUAAUAUUUUGACCAAUUAUUAUUUUAAAAAUAUCACUGACCACCUUCCGAUCCUAGAAAAUCGAAAUUUGAAAUCUUCUAUUCUGAAGAAUUUUACUUUUGCAGAUAAUCCAACUCUAUACAAUAGUAUGGUAACGAUCUAUACAAAUGGGGACUUGAGCAUCAGUGAUUUUAAUAUCCUUAACUACAAGAAUGAUGGCUCAAGUGUCCAUAAGCCAACUAUUGAUGUUAUUCCAGGACCUUAUUCUAUAGUGACCUUUAGUAACUUCUUUCUCUCCAAUGUCACUGUUGCUGAUUCAAGGAUUUUCAACUUCCAGUACGGACUGAAGUUGCUGACCUUGAACAACUUCAAUUUCAGUGAUGUACAGUUUAAUACUGGAGGAACGGUAUUUAAUUUCCAAGAGAUUGGAGCAUUCUCUAUUACAGAUUUUGCAUUUGAUAAAGUAAGACCAAUCAAUGAGCCUGACUCUGACUCUAGAAUAUUUAACAUUCGGUCACUCUCUAUUGACAAGAUGACGAUUGGUAAGAUUAGAAAUAUCUUCAUCAGAGACUCUGUGUUCACGUUGUAUGGAAUAGAGUCGAUUUUUGAAUUCACAGAUGAACUGAGAUCUUUGUUCAUAAGCAACUUCAGCUUCACAGAUAGUACUUUCCCGACAAUCAGAACUUUAAUUACUACUGAUAUUUUUGCAGGCCACACUAAUCUAGAAGUGAGUAUGGAUUCAAUGAAAUUUGAAAACCUUAAUUUUGCAUCUGGAGGGACUUUAUUGAGCCUGUACCAUCAGCUUCCUAAUACACUGAAUAUUACAAACUCCUCUUUCAAAAAUAUAUGGUCAGGUAAUAUCUACAUUGGAGGAAGUGCUAACCCUGAGAAACAAAGAACUCAAGUGCUCUUCAAAGAGUGUCAGUUUGAGGAUAUUCUUGUGCCAAAUAACAUAUUGUUUGAAAUCACUCAGACUUCUAUUGUUGAGAUACAGUAUAACUUAUUUAACAACAUCACUUGUUUAGAGGUUCUUUCAGGGAUAUUUCUGAUGAGGUCUAAAUCUCAGCUUUCUAUCAGUGAUACAAUAUUCAGUUCAAACUCAGGCAUAGACUCAGUGCUGUUUAGUAUUGAUGACUCUAAACUCUCAUGAACUAAUUGAACCGUUGCCAAUAACUUUGGACUUCAGAAUGGGCUUUUUGCGGUUGAAUCUUUUGGGACAAUUUCCUUCUUCAACAGUGAAAUUCAUGACAACUUUGGAGUCCAAAAUCUACUCGGGUCUUUAUUCUUAGGUGUCAACCCAUCUGUUUUCAGCAACUCUUCAGUCUAUGAUAAUUAUUUUAUCCCUAAAGUAGAUAUUCUAAAGGAGGUCACAGAAGGAUGCACCCAUUUGUGAUUCUUGACAUCCCAAAUGAAAGAUUAUUUAGCAGGAAAUGAUCUAUCCUUUGUUGCAGAAUCAGAGUAUCUUUUAGAGGUUGUUCAGGCUAGCGUAGAUAUCAUAGACCAAUCACAAGUGUAUCGGCAAUCUCUGUUACUCAAUUCUUUCUCUUCAACAAUCACAAUACAAAACUCAAGCAUCUCAGAUAUCUCAUUCAAAGCGAUACCUCUAAGUAUAGUGUCUUCAACUCUGAAUAUGAAUGAUUGAACUGUUGAUAAUGCUACAGAAUUGAUUACAGGCUCAAAUCUAAUUCUAGUAAACUCUGGGACAGCAAAUCUUUCAAAAGUUGAGUAUACGAACUCCAAUACUAAAUUUAUGAUUGCAUUGAACUCAGAUAUCACUCUUGAAGAUAUAGCUUUGAAAAGCAUGGCUUUUUCUAGUGAGGCCAUUUCUAUAUCAUACUGUAACUCAUUCUAUCUAAGAGAGUUUUCAUUAAAUAAUGUUUCAUUUGCAGGAAAGUACAUAAUUACUUUUAUAAAAUCUAACAAUAUUGUUGCUGAGAACAUUACAUUGACAGCUUUGACUGAAACAUUUAUGAAUUUCAAGCAAUCUAAUGUCACAAGAAUUCAUCAUUUACAAAUCACAGAAGGUAUCCAAGCUUUUAAAUUUGUGCUCACAAAUGUGCAAGCUAUAUCAGAGAGUGUAUUCAGUAAGAAUACUGGCACAGGAUCUGGAGGAACCUUUUCUAUGGAAAACAGCAAGGUAAGGAUAUAUGAUUCCACCUUUGUCAACAAUACUGCAGUCAAUGGGGGAGCAAUAGAGUUCCAUUGAACUGGAACCUCAAGCUGACUUCUUGACAUUAAUUCAUGUCACUUUGAGAAUAAUACAGCUACAGUCAUGGGUGGAGCUAUUCAUUAUGAUUAUAAUAAACCUUCUGUUAUGAAUACAAGCUUUGUAAAUAAUUCAGCUCAAUACGGAGAGAACUUUGCAAGCUAUGCAAAUAGAAUAGGGCUUGUCAACUCAAGUACGAAUGAUGACAUUAUUAACCAAGAAGGUAUCAGCUCAUUGAAAUUUUCUAUUAUCAAUGAUGUUGGCCCAGGCAUUAAAGUUGAGGAAACACUAUAUUUUGCAUUACUCGACAUGGAUGGACAAGUGAUGAACUUGGACAGUCUCAAUACAGUCAUCCUCUUUCCUAAAAAUACUUCUCUUUCAACUAUAGAUGGAGCAAAUGUUGGACUGCUUAGGAAAGGCAUUGCUAUGUUUGAUAAUAUAAUCAUGGAGAUUGAUGUAAAUCACCGAACAGCUAACUAUUCUAUCACUUCAAAAGCUAUCGAUAAGGCAAGAGUUGCCGAUGUGCUAUCAGAUAGUUUCAAGCAGGAAGACCUCAUCGUGAAUUUUAGAGACUGAAAACCAGGUGAAAGAAUCAUAAAUAAUGCAUGUAUUGAGUGAACAGCUGGCACUUAUUCGCUUUUCUGGAAUUCAACUGAAUGCCAUGACUGUUAUUUACAUGCAGAUUGUCUCGGAGGUAAUCAAGUAUCUUUAAAGCCUGGAUACUGGAGGCGUUAUCAGAACUCAACUAAAGUUGUAGAAUGUAUAUUUAGAGAUGCAUGACCUGGAGGGUACUCGAAAGAUACUAUAGUACCAACUAAUUGAGCGAGUGGUUACACUGGGAAUCUCUGAUCUGAGUGUAAGAUUACAGAGGAUUUCAAAUAUGAGAGAAUCAAUGACUUUGAGUGACAAAAAUGUCCAAACCCUAUCUUUAAUUCGAUUAAAGUUGUAGUUGUAAUGUUAGUAGUGCUCAGCUUCUUUAUUCUUAUGACUAUUAUCAACGUUAGAAAGACAACUGAGAGUCAGAUAUCAGUACUCCUAAGAAUAUUAACAAACUACUUGCAACUGAUGAUUGUGUCUACAUCAAUGAGUAACCAGUAUCCAUCAACAGUAAUCACUAUUUUCAUCCCAUUCAAAGCUUUUGGAGGAUCUACUGAUGCAUUCUUGUCAUUUGAUUGCUUCUUGGAUCAAUCUCAAUUGAAGGGCCCAUUUGGAUCAAAUUCAGUAUUUAAGCUGUUUCUUCUGAUGUUUCUACCAAUAAUACUGUUCAUUAUAGUCUCUUUGAUGUGGGUGGUCACUUACCUCAUUCGAAAGAAAUGGGCCCCAAAUAUGAAAAGAAACCUGAUCAUCACAUUCAUUACAAUUGUGUUUAUCCUUCACCCCAAGAUUGCUGAGAGGAGCAUCAAUAUUUUCAGAUGUAUUGAAAUAGAUGAGAAUACAAAGGUGGCACUCAUAGAUACGAAAAUUAUCUGAUAUUCGUAUACUCAUUUGAAGUGGUGAAUUAUUGUGGCACUACCUAUUCUCCUGAUUUGGGUCACAGCAUGUCCCCUUAUUGCACUCAUCCUCAUGUAUAAAAACAAAAAGAAAAUGGGUGACUACUUCUUGACUAUAUAUCAAGGGCUAAAGCCAAAUGUAAGAUAUUGGGAGUUUGUCAAUACUUUGAGGAAAGUACUUAUUCUAUCAUCUCUGCUGCUUACUACUACUUCUUCUGUAUUUGUAGCCUUAUCGAUCUUGAUAGUAUCAUCGAGGCUGCAAAUAUGGCUGGACCCAUACAAGAACCCUGAACACUCAAAGGCAGAGUAUAUGGCUAUGAUGGGUGGUGUUCUGACAAUCACCGCUUCUCUCUUAUAUUCUCAAAAUGAACAAGUAGCUUGGAUGAAUGUGUUCAUUCUGUAUGCAAUCUUGUUGAUAAAUCUAAAAUUUGUUCUUGACUGGUUGUAUCUAGUGCUCAAGUUGUAUCAUGCCAAGAAUUGUGCUUUUGAGAUGGCCUUCAAACUUCUUUCGAGAUGUCUGUGAAAGAAAUACGAAAUUGAAAAGAAGAAAACUAAAAAUAAAAAGAAAGUAGAGAAAUUUGCAAAGGAAACCCCUGAUAGACUUGAAGAGGUAAAGAAAGUACUAGUAUUUCCCAAGAAAAAGAAGAGAACAAAGCACAAGCGUAAUAAAAUGCUAAAAUCAGUCCAUAACUCCCCCAAUCUCAACGAAAACAUUAUGAAAGCAAGCUCUAAUCGGGACUGUGACUUAACUGACCACUCUUUCGUCAAGAAAAAGACUUCAAGAAGACAAAGGGGGCUUAAAAACCGUCUUAAUCUCUAA